AUGUGUAAUCAAUCACUGUUUGCUGCCAUACGUAUAGUUUUAUUCAUAGCUACCGUCACCACCACCACUACUACUGUCUUAGCCACUAUCAUCAGUCAUCAUCAGCACCGGCAUCAAGAUAUAGAUGCGAAUGAAAAACCAGCAAAAAAAUUGGACAUUCAAUCAUCGGAUGAUAAUAGUAGUAAUAAUGUCGACAAAUCAUUGACAUCAACGGUGGCCACCAAUUUGUUAGCCGCCGCCGAAAGCAACAAUCAAUUGCUAAUCGCUAACAACAACAACAAGAAAAAUAAUUCAAGACAUCAUAGGAUGUCAACUAUAGAUGAUAUCAGUGAUGGUAAUCACAGGUGUAGUAUACAAGACAUGCUUAUUGGCGGCGGCGGCAACUGUCCCAUGAGGUCAUCGUCGUCGGCAUCGGUAGCCGGCGUAUGUCGACCCAACUAUCAGCCGGCGCUCAUUCAAGGCAACACUGCUGUCGUUAUUACCGACGAUAUUAUCCAUGACGCCGGCCUGACCAGCGAUAAGUUGCGGUCGAUGGUCGAUAGCGGCACAAUUAGCUGUGUACCCAACGAGUCGGUGGCUGUAUCGGUGGCCAACUCGGUUCACAACAAUAAUAUUAUCGACAUAACCCGCACCACUACCACCACUACACCGUCAUCAGUGACCACCACAUCGGAUGAGAUGAAUCGUAUACUGUUGACAAUUAUACUGAAUCUAAUGACUAGAAAUACCGGUGCUAUCGGCGGUCAGGCCGAUAGGUUACCUAAUUUGUGUCCGACCUGUUCCUGUAGUAGUAGUAGUAGUAGUAGUAGAAACUGUGUCCACUCGUCGUCUACAUCAUUGGAUACCAUAUCCAGCAGCAGCAGCAACACCGGUAAUAGUAGAGCUCCCGUUGGUGGUAGUGGUGGUGGUGGCCAACCCUCGGCUGCCAGCGACCCGUUAUCACAGUUGGCCAAUGCUAUCAUCGGUAUGGAACAGUUGAAACUGGAUCUACUAAAACAAAAAGUCCAAUCAGAUGCCCGAUUGAUUAACAAUAAGAUAGCUAUGGAUUUGAAUUUAAUUAAAGCACAGUUAGGUCUAAGACAAUCGCUGGUCAACUCUAUAGUCAACUCAUUGGGUGCCGUCGGCUCUGGCGGUACCGGCAAUAGUAACAGUAAAAAUAAUAAUAAUAAUAAUAAUAAACAAAAUUAUAGGCAAUAA
Oppia nitens is the source of this 1197-nucleotide messenger RNA. Its product is annotated as probable myosin light chain kinase DDB_G0279831. The transcript has a single exon. The record is from RefSeq and is a predicted model, not a curated record. Lineage: Eukaryota; Metazoa; Arthropoda; Arachnida; Sarcoptiformes; Oppiidae. The coding region runs from base 1 to 1197 and encodes 398 amino acids.